UUAUGUAGUUAAAUAUAUUGAAAUUUUUUAAUAAAUCAAAUAAAUAAUAUUAUAUGUUUCUAUCUUAAUUCAAAUUAUUGAAUACGAAGUAUACCAUUUAUUUUAAUAAAUAAUAUUAACGUACUUCAUAUUAUUCAAAUUAAUAGAUUUUAUUUGAACAAUCUGUGUUGUUUUCUGUGUUGAAUGAGUUUUUGUUUGAACUGAGGUACCAUUUGUUUUUGGAACCUAUUACAUAAAAGAAUACAAAUGUCACAUAACAACUAUUCUGGAGAACGUACUAUUCAUGAAUAUAUAAAUAGAAAUGCAGAAACUGAUAACAUGCAUCCAGCUAUACUUAGGUCAGAGGUUGAAGCUAGACCCAUGAGAUCUAGAUCAUUUGUUCCUAAUUCAUUACCUUUAACAAAUACUGCUUCUCCUAAAGGUUAUACACCUAGUCCACAAAAUGGAGAAAUACCUCAUUCUAAAUUUUCCACUUCUAAAAUUGAUGUGAUUAAAAACUGGAGUGUAUCAACUUAUAAGUGUACUAAACAGUUAAUAAAUGAAAAACUUGGAAAAACAUCAAAAACUGUUGAUAUAGAAUUAGAGACUGAAAUUGAACAAUUACGAGAAACCCAAAAAAAAUAUGGAAAUAUAUUAAAGCUAGCUAAAAAUAUGGCUACACAGUUUCAUAACUUUAUUCAAACACAACAAUUACUUGGUGAAGCAUUUGCUGAUUUAAGUCAAAAAUCACCAGAACUUCAACAAGAGUUCAUACAAAAUUCCGAAGCACAAAAGUGUCUAUCAAAAAAUGGCGAUCACUUACUUAGUUCUCUAAAUUUUUUUGUUUCAUCAGUCAAUACUCUGUGUAAUAAAACUAUAGAAGAUACAUUAAUUACUAUAAAGCAAUAUGAAUGUGCCAGAAUUGAAUAUGAUGCAUAUCGUUCAGACCUUGAAAUGUUGGCUCAAAUACCAAGGACCACUUCAAACACAAUACGAGUUGAUGAGGCUCAACAAAACUAUCAACAACACAAGGAAGAAUUUGAAAAAUUACGUUCUGAUGUUAUUGUGAAGCUUAAAUUUCUUGAUGAAAAUAGAAUAAAAGUAAUGCAUAAACAAUUAUUGAUGUUUCAUAAUGCUACAAUAGCAUAUUACUCUAACAAUCAUCAAGCUUUAGAACUAUCAUUAAAACAAUUUAAUUUAAAACCAAAGUCACCUACUACACCAUCACUGGCAGCAUCUUGGUUAGAAAAGUAAUUCAACAACAAAAAAUUGUUUUAUUUCAUAUUUGAUUUUCAAAUCAUAAACUGUAAUUUAUUCAACUACGAGUAUGCAUUUUAUUGUGAUAAAUUUAGUUUUAUUGUCAUCUUUAUUCUGGAGUUGAAGGCAUCAGUGCAAUAAUGUAGGAGUUCCAACUUUCUGUAAAAUCAUGGUUUAAACAAAUGUAAUAAAAAAAAAUAUGCAUUUUUUUCAAACAAAAAAUGUCAAAAAUCCAUAUUAAAAUUAAAAAAAAUUAAAUGUACCCGUUAGUAAGCUUCUAUAUGAAAAUCUUUAGUUUUUUUACUAAAAAGAUUAUAAAAAAAAAUAAAGCUACUAUAUUUUGCACUGAUAUUUUCAAUUAAAUCUUGUGACAUAUUCUUUCAUAUACUAAAUUAUUGUAUUAUUUAUUGAUAAAUAAAUAUCAAUUAUUUAUUUAUAAAAUCAUCUAUUUAUUGUAGUAAUUGAUUUUUUGUUUAUUUUCUAACUUCUAUUUUGAUUGAAAUAUUUAACUUCAAGACUAAAAUGUUAAA
Daktulosphaira vitifoliae (grape phylloxera) is the source of this 1766-nucleotide messenger RNA. RefSeq names its product arfaptin-2-like. Gene Ontology annotation, biological process: regulation of Arp2/3 complex-mediated actin nucleation; intracellular protein transport. The record is from RefSeq and is a predicted model, not a curated record. The coding region runs from base 247 to 1233 and encodes 328 amino acids. The transcript is spliced from 7 exons. Lineage: Eukaryota; Metazoa; Arthropoda; Insecta; Hemiptera; Phylloxeridae. Gene Ontology annotation, molecular function: protein domain specific binding; phospholipid binding. Gene Ontology annotation, cellular component: trans-Golgi network membrane.